AGAAACUCCAAACUACCAUCAAAACUAUGUCGUAUGGCCAUUUGUCAACUCGUGAAGCGUCUUUCCCAGCCGCUGUUUCUCCAGGAACAGUGGUUUACAAGGAUGAUUGCAUGUACAACUUUGAUACCGCCGAAAACAAUUCUGUUGGACUCGAUGUGUGCUUAUCUUGCUACAAAGCGUACUCCAGGAGUCAUGUUGAUUAUACAAAACAACACACUCGUGACUCGAACCACGACUUGUUUCUCAACAUCAUCAAAAGAUUGAAGCCAUUGCAAGAACGAGAACGCUCAGUCACAGGUAAUGGUUCUGUUAACGACGAUGGCAACGAACGACAGGCUAAAAUCGCUAAACUCGAAAUCAAGGAAUUCAAAGAAGAAGAGCUCUACGACAUCUUCUAUUCCAUUUACUCCUCCACCGAGAAUCUUCUGGUGCCUCUUAAUGAAACUCCCGCCAAGUUCCAACUGUUGGCAAAUAGCAUUAUAUCAGCUAACUCAUCGAAUCGUCAGGAAGAGAUCAAGGCCUGGGAGCAAGAAAUUCUUCCUUGUGAGCAUUCAAUUGAAGUAGAGCAGUUUCCUAACGAUGCGUUGGAUAUCUCCAAGUGUCUGCAGUGUCUGUUGGUCGAAAACUUGUGGAUCUGUCUUCACUGUGGAGCUUUGGGGUGUGGAAGACAACAGUUUGGUUCGACGAUUCCCGGGAACUCUCACGCGUUGAAGCACUUUGAGGACGUCGGGCAUCCUGUGGCAGUCAAGUUGGGAUCGUUAUCGGCGACUGAAAAGGACAAUUACGAUGCUUACUGCUAUAAAUGUAAUGACGAAGUGAAAGUCCCCAAUUUAGUGCUGAAUCUCCAAAAAUACGGAAUUGACUUGGACAGUACCGUCAAAACUGAGAAGAACCUAACUGAAAUCAACUUGGAUCAAAAUAUGAACUGGGAAUUCCAACUUGAUGGUAAGAAUGGAGAAAAGUUAAAGCCGAUUUUCGGAUCCAAUUUCACAGGGUUGACGAACCUAGGAAACUCCUGCUACUUAAACUCGGUGGUGCAAGCCUUAUUCCAUUUGCAACCGUAUUUACUCUACUUCAAGAACCAAAAGUUCCCUAGCUACGAAAAGGUCCCCAAUCCUUCCAAGGACUUAUUGAGUCAGCUUCUCAAGGUCCACGAUGGUCUUGUUUCUGGAAGGUACUCAAAGCCUGGAAAUUCAAAAGGUGAAGAUUAUCAGUUGGGGAUCAAGCCCAUGGCAUUCAAGUCGUUGGUGGGUGAAGACCACGAAGAGUUUAAAACUAACAGACAACAAGAUGCUUUUGAGUUCUUGACCUACUUGCUUGACAAGAUCGAUAAGCAAUUCGGAUUCGAGGUCAAUGAGUCAUUCAAGUUCCUCAUGACUAACAAGCUCUUAUGUGGUGAAUGUUUUUCAGGCAAGGCAUCUGAUGAGCUUGUGGAUAAUUUAUCGGUGAACGUAGAAGACGAGGUUGUUAGUACUGAUGAAGAAGGUAACAAGGUUUUCAAAAAAGUCAAUAUGUUGGACUGCAUUAGGAACUACUGUGCUGAUGAAGUCAUUGAAGGAUACAGGUGUGAAGUUUGUGAUAAGCCCACGGAAGCGGUGAAGUCUUGUGGAUUCAAAUCGUUUCCCGAAGUUUUGAUCCUCAAUGCCAAACGAAUCAAGUUGGAGAACUGGGUCCCCGUCAAGAUUGAUGUGCCUAUUGAUAUUCCAUAUGAGCUCGAUCUCAAUGGUUUCAAAGUUGAACUUGAUGAUACCUUCAAAGUGGACAAAUCUGAACCGGCCAAAUUUACUGCCAACGAGGAGAUUUUGAACAAUCUUCUUCAAAUGGGAUUUCCUGAGCCCCGGUGCAUCAAGGCCCUUUACACCACCGGUAACAGUAAUCUCGAUGAUGCCAUGAACUGGAUAUUUGCCCAUAUGGAAGAUGAAGAUAUCGAUGUGCCCCUAGAGAUAGACUCGGCUCCAACCACGGCGGUGGUCGUCUCGGACGAGCUGGUGAACAACUUGACGGCCAUGGGAUUCUCGGCCAAACUCGCCAAUAAGGCCUUGGUGGUGAACAAUAAUGAUGCCAAUGCCGCAGUGGAGUGGCUUUUCAAUAACCCUGACGACGAUGGAGAAAUCGUGGAGACCACCACACCAGUCGACUUAAACCAGCAGAGGCAGCGGCUCGCGGCGAAGCUCGAGGAGGAUGCCGAGACGGGCCAGUCAGGCUCUUACAAAAUCAAAGCGGUUGUUUGUCACAAAGGAACCUCACCGCACACGGGCCAUUAUGUGGUUUACAUCCGACAAACGGUUGGAGAUGCAGAAAAAUGGGUGCUCUACAAUGACGAAAAAGUGGUGGAAUGCGAUGAUUCUAGUGUUGAAGGCAUCGAAACCAACGGGUAUAUCUAUGUGUUUGAGAGAAUUUAAAGCAUGGUAUGUUUUGUAUGUCGUCAAUACACAGAGCGGUGCUGGGGCGCGCACCCAGGCAAAGGGUCCACCGUGCCGUGCCAAUAGCCAUUAAAA
Messenger RNA from Yamadazyma tenuis ATCC 10573, 2498 nucleotides. It is a transcript of the gene ubp14, whose product is annotated as ubiquitin-specific protease. Gene Ontology annotation, biological process: protein deubiquitination. Gene Ontology annotation, molecular function: protein binding; cysteine-type deubiquitinase activity; zinc ion binding. The record is from RefSeq and is a predicted model, not a curated record. Lineage: Eukaryota; Fungi; Ascomycota; Pichiomycetes; Serinales; Debaryomycetaceae.